UUUUUUUUUUUUUCCGGUGGCAGAGCGCGAACGCCCUGCUGGUUCACUGCUUGUUAUUCCUUGCCCCGGUGUUCAAAUUAUGCGCCGUCGUCUUUCACAUCGCAGAUUUUGAGCACACGGGGCCCGUUGUUGGUCGCGCCUCUGUUUGACCUGCUUUGCGGUUGUUUUUCAUCGUACAUAUUUACCGCGGGGUCGCUGUCAGUCAGGCCGCGAAUGGGCUGUUGUUGCUGGGAGACCAUUCUGACUCGCCUCCCCUGUUAGCACCAUUAGCUAGCGGCUACGAUGUGCUGCAGGCGGCGGGGGCUUUUCUACGCAGCGGUCCACUGGAAAGCAAGGCGGGUUCUUGGUUGAUUAUUAACCCCGUUUGGAUCGAAGGGUGACUUGGAGCUACAUAUUUGAAGGAUGGAUGUUGAUUUGGGUGCCGGGGACAGUACAAGAAGGAAGGUAGGCUUGACUGGAUCUGCAGAAGGCACCAUGGAUGUCAUCCCCAUGGAGAUGUAUGACUCUGCCAGAGCCAAAAUAGCUGCCAACCUGCGGUGGCUAUUUGCUAAAGCCUACGGCAUUGACCAUAUCCCCGAGGACCUGAGGGAUCCCUUCUACACAGACCAGUAUGACCAGGAACACAUCAAGCCCCCCGUCAUCCGCCUGCUGCUGUCCUGCGAGCUUUACUGUCGCGUCUGCGCCCUCAUCCUCAAGACAGAGCAGGCCGCAUCCCUCCAGUCGCACCACUCCGUCAUCCAAUCUCUGGACAGGAAGGGCAUUUAUGUUGUGGAGAGCGACGACACGGCCGUCACGGAGGAGGACCUGGCUGGUGUGCCCAUUAAAAUGGUGAGUCGUACUCCGGAAAGAGUUGUCCAUGAGGCGCGUGCAAAUGUGUGCACGCCUUGA
Hippocampus comes (tiger tail seahorse) is the source of this 888-nucleotide messenger RNA. Its product is annotated as calmodulin-regulated spectrin-associated protein 1-B-like. The record is from RefSeq and is a predicted model, not a curated record. NCBI's taxonomy places the organism in Eukaryota, Metazoa, Chordata, Actinopteri, Syngnathiformes, Syngnathidae. Gene Ontology annotation, biological process: cytoplasmic microtubule organization; negative regulation of microtubule depolymerization. Gene Ontology annotation, molecular function: calmodulin binding; microtubule minus-end binding. The transcript has 3 exons. The coding region runs from base 403 to 888 and encodes 161 amino acids. Gene Ontology annotation, cellular component: microtubule minus-end.